This is a messenger RNA of Entamoeba histolytica HM-1:IMSS, 1665 nucleotides long. RefSeq lists its product as uncharacterized. The record is from RefSeq and is a predicted model, not a curated record. Bases 1 to 1665 code for a protein of 554 amino acids. Lineage: Eukaryota; Evosea; Mastigamoebida; Endamoebidae. The transcript has a single exon.
AUGAGAGAAUUUCAUACAAAUCUUAGGAUGGAGGAAAAGCCAACAAACGAGAGAAGUGAAACACAACCACCUCAAAUAGAAGAGCUACAAAAAAAAGUCGAAGAACUUCAAAAAGAAUUAAAUUCAGUAAAUGAAGAAAAUGAUUUGUUGAGGGAAGAAGUCCAAAACUGCUACAAUGCUGAAGAUAAAAGUUUUGAAGUUGAGAAUUAUCAGAAACAAGUUGAAGAGUUAACAACAUUAAAUGAAACAAUAAUAAGAGAAAAAGAAGAAAUUGAACAAAAAUUAAAAGAAUUAAAGGAAGAGAAGCAUAAUGGAAUUGAAAAUGAAGAGAAAAUUAAAGAUGAACUUAUGAAUGUAAAAAAAGAAAGAGAUGAUAAAAACUAUGAAUUAUCCAUUGCCAAAGAAAAUUAUGAGAAAUUGAAAAAUGAAAAAGAAAGAAUGAAUAACAAAAUAGGAGAAUUAAACAAAAAUAUUGAAUCACUUAACACAACGAUUAAUGAAAAGGAUAGUGUCAUUAAACGAUUAAAUGGAAUUGUUUCAGAAAAGGAAACUUUGAUAGGAACAAAUAUUAAAGGACUUGAAAAAUCAGAAGAAGAACUUAAUAAAAUUCUUUCACAGAGUUUUGUUAUAGUUGCUGAAAUUCAAAAAGAAAAAACUAAUAGAGAACAAUUACUUGAUGGAUUACUUAGAGAAAUGAUGAGAACAGAAUUGGAGACAAAACUACGCCAAGCAAAUUAUGAAAAGAAAAUAAAAGAAGUUAUGGAGUUAAAUCAAGAAAUUAAUCAAAUGAAGGUUUUAAUUAUUAAUUCUAUUCAGAAGGCUAAAGAAGAAAUAAUGAAAAAAGAUAAUGAAAUUAAAAAUCUUCAUGAAGAAUUAGAAAAUGAAAAAAAGAAUAACCAAAAAGACAGAAUAAAUGAAGAACAAAUUAAGGAAUUGAAUGAAAUUAAAGAAAUGAAUCAGAAAGUUAUUACAGAAAAUGAAGAAUUAAAAAAGAUUCUUGAAGAAUUAAAAAUAAAAGAAGGAGCAUUACAAAAGGAAAUUGGAGAAAAUAAAGAAAAAGGUCAAAAAUUACAAGAUGAAAAAGAAGAAUUUAGAAAAGCCAAUGAAGAAAUGAAAAUAACCACUCAAGAAUUAAAACAACAAUUAAGUCAAGUUAAAACAACAAACGAAGAAGAACAAAAAAAGAAACAAGAAGAAAUAAAUAAUUUGCAACAAAAAAUAAAUGUUCUUUCACUUGAAAAUAACCAACUCAACUCACAAAUAAAAACUAAUCAACAACAAAGAAAAAGUAUUCCUUCAAUAGAUUCUUCAACAACCAUUUUUGAAAUGAAAACAAGGAUAGAAGAUCUUGACAAUAAUGUAGUUAAUCUAAGUAAGUUACUAAAUGAGGAAAAGAUAAAAAAUAAAGCACUUCAAGAAGAAUUAACUUCUAAAAUCAAACGAUUAAAUGAAAAUGAAAAGAGUUUAUUAACAACUGAAACACGUAAGUUGUUAUUUAAUUAUGUUGCACUUGGAGUCAAAUUAAUGAAUGCAUCUAAUUCUAAUAAAAAUACAAAUUUAACAGAUUUUUAUGUUGAUAUGGAAGCAGAAGGCAUUCCAAUUUGUGAAUGGCCUAUGUGGAUUAAUUCACAGAUUGAACAUACAGAAAUACGACCUCUUCAUUAG